This is a messenger RNA of Thermothelomyces thermophilus ATCC 42464, 576 nucleotides long. RefSeq lists its product as uncharacterized. Gene Ontology annotation, cellular component: TRAPP complex; nucleus; cytoplasm. The coding region runs from base 1 to 576 and encodes 191 amino acids. Lineage: Eukaryota; Fungi; Ascomycota; Sordariomycetes; Sordariales; Chaetomiaceae. The transcript has 2 exons. The record is from RefSeq and is a predicted model, not a curated record. Gene Ontology annotation, biological process: endoplasmic reticulum to Golgi vesicle-mediated transport.
AUGGCAACGGCAAUUCCCUCGAUAGCCUGUCUUGGGGUGAUUGGCCGCAAUAACAACCCGCUCCACACGUCCAUCUUCCCCUCCUACGACCCCUCUACCAACUCCUUCCACCCCGUGCGCACGCCCCUCCAGUUCGCCCUCAUCCUCUCGAGCACGCUCGAUAUCUUUGAACUCCGUUCUCGCCAGAACGCGGCCGCCGGUGUCGGUCUGACCGGCGACUUUGGCCUCCUCCACGCCGUCGACGACCGCCUCGCCGCCUACGGUUUCGAGACAAACACGGGCACCCGCUUCGUAGCCAUUGUCGAUAUGCGCGGCCGCCGCAUCGAUGGCGCGAUUGCAGAUGCGAGAGACAGGAGAGCUGCCGGCGCGGCCACCGGCCUGAGGGAGGGCGAGAUGAGGCCCGUGUUCAAGGCCAUGCAGAUGGCUUACACAAGGCUGAUGCAGAAUCCCUUCUUUGACCCGGACGAGCAUUCGCCGCCUACGGGCCAUGGUGGCAAAAAGAUUACGAGCAGGAAGUUCACCGAGGAGAUGAGGAGAAUUGGGGAGGCCUGGACGCCAGGGGUUGGGAGUCUCUGA